Molecule: messenger RNA, 924 nt
Organism: Neofelis nebulosa (Clouded leopard)
Lineage: Eukaryota; Metazoa; Chordata; Mammalia; Carnivora; Felidae
Product: cell division control protein 42 homolog
Exons: 1
Coding region: 57-680 (207 amino acids)
Biological process (GO): small GTPase-mediated signal transduction; modification of synaptic structure
Cellular component (GO): dendritic spine
Molecular function (GO): GTPase activity; GTP binding
Source: RefSeq, a predicted model, not a curated record
GCUGAGGUCAUCAUUGAAUUUGAAAUAUUUAAAGUGGAUACGAAACUGUUUCAGCAAUGCAGACAAUUAUGUGUGUUGUUGUGGGCGAUGGUGCCGUUGGUAAAACCUGUCUCCUGAUAUCCUACACAACAAGUAAAUUUCCAUCGGAGUAUGUACCGACUGUUUUUGACAACUAUGCAGUCACAGUUAUGAUUGGUGGAGAGCCAUAUACUCUUGGACUUUUUGAUACUGCAGGGCAAGAGGAUUAUGACAGAUUACGACCGCUGAGUUAUCCACAAACAGAUGUAUUUCUAGUCUGUUUUUCAGUGGUCUCUCCAUCCUCAUUUGAAAAUGUGAAGGAGAAGUGGGUGCCUGAGAUAACUCACCACUGUCCAAAGACUCCUUUCUUGCUUGUUGGGACCCAAAUUGAUCUCCGAGAUGACCCCUCUACGAUUGAGAAACUUGCCAAGAACAAACAGAAGCCUAUCACUCCAGAGACUGCUGAAAAGCUGGCCCGUGACCUGAAGGCGGUCAAGUAUGUGGAGUGUUCUGCACUCACACAGAAAGGCCUAAAGAAUGUAUUUGACGAAGCGAUAUUGGCUGCCCCUGGAGCCUCCAGAACCGAAGAAGACCCACAGGUGUGUGCUGCUAUGAACAUCUCCAGAGCCCUUUCCGCACAGCUGGUGUCAGCGUCGUACUAAAAGCAAUGUUAAAUCAAACUAAAGAUUGAAAAUUAAAAUUCGUUUUUGCAAUAAUGACAAAUGCCCUGCACCUACCCACAUGCACUCGUGUGAGACAAGGCCCAUAGGUAUGGUCCCCGUCCCCCUCUCAGUACUCGUUAAUUUGAGUAAUUGUGUAUUGUCAGAAAAGCGGUUAGUACUAGUUUUUGUUCUGUCGUUUCAAAAAAAAAAAAAAAAAAAAAAGUUUUUGUUUUUGUUUUUUUUU